AUGCGGCGUACGCGACUACCGCGAAUGUACCUGCCGAGGGCUCCCAAGAAGGACCCGAACGCGCACCCACUGCAGGUGCAAAACUCGCAGCAUUUCCUGCGCACGGCCGGCAUCGGCGCGAUAUUGACGGUGGUUCUGUCGGUCUUCUUGGCGCUCCGCCAAGUGCAACAGCGAAGUCGCUUGUCGGAGAAGGAGCUGCUACGCAAGCGAAAUGGGCAGCGCGUCGUCAUUAUCGGAGGUGGCGCUGGGGGGUCCGCGUUGGCGACGCUCCUGGCAAAUUCCGCGCCAGACUUGAAGAUCACGGUGAUUGAGAAGGAUAAGCAGCAGGUCUUCCUGGGACAUGUCCCCCUCGCCCACGUCGGCCAUCGCAGCUACGACAUCGCCACGUCGACAGGCGUGGACAUCGUCCGCUCCCCUGCGGCGUGGAACGUGACCCGGGACGCCAACCUCGUUGCUGCGGAGGUGCUGCGUGUAGACCCAGAUGCAAAGAAGGUUUUCGUGCGCACCACCAAAGCCAUGUUGGCCGCCGCAACCGUUCCCAGCGCAGACAACGCAAGCGAGCGCCACCCACGUUGGGGGAUCGACCUCCUGCGUCGCUGCUGGCCCAGUCUCCGUCUGCAGGUGUCGACCGUCUCGGUCAACGACAACGGCAGCACCAACCUCUCGGACGGCACAACGGUCUUUUCGUACGAUGCGUUGGUGGUCGCCGCCGGUGCGCACCGCUCGCUUGGGAGCUUGGCGGGCCAGGUGCAGCCGGGUCAGUUGGACACCCACCGCAUCGCCGUCAACCCCGGUACAACGCGAGACAACCUGGUGAACCUCUUCUCGGGCAAUGUGCUGCACGUGAAAGUGCCACCUGCCUCGUUUGUGCUGCAGAUGGAGGCGGCGCGUGCGUUGACAACAACACCGCACGCGGCGUCAGGCAGCGGUGUGCCGAGCCUGGACCUGGGUGCGGCCAUCAGUCCAGCGGUGCGUACGCCGCCGCCGAAGGCAGCUCCUUCAACCAGGCCCUCCUCCGCAGAAACACGCACAUUUUCUAUGCCCACCUCGCCGGCCAGCUUUUUUGACACGUUGCGCGCCGCGGUCGCCUCACCUGAAGCGGUUGCCGCCCCGCUCAUCCCAGACGAAGUGGCUGAGCGUCUGCGCCCUGUGUCCGGCGUGGCCACCACGGUCUCUCCGUUGGACACACUGGCGCAGUGGUGCAUGCACUACAGCAGCCGCCAGCAUGACAGCACCUUUGUGUCAAGCGUCAACACCAUCUGGAAGUACCUCCACUACUACAACAAACUUGGCCUUUGCCACUACAUGGUGGCGACAGCUGAUCCACAGCCGAUAGGAUCAGCACCGCGAGCGGUGAAUGAGGUCAUCGAGAAGUUCUGGCGAGAGCGGCAGCUGGCGUGCCAGCAGCACAGCGGCGGUGUUGCAGAGCGUUUCCAUCUCCUCUUUCACAGCUACUUGGCCACUGUAGAUACCGCAGCCAACGUGGCGACGUUGUACGACUACAGGAAUAAUGCAGAGGUGCGCGUGCCGUACAACUUACUGGUGCUCGACCUCCCGCUCUGCGCACCGUCGUUUGUGCGCCAGAGCGGUCUGCAUCGCACGCGCUACGUAGACGAGUGCGUGAUGCCCGCGCUGCGGCGCGGCAUAGACGAGGUCGCGGCGCAGCAGCUGCGCAGGCAUCCGCUUCUUCGCAAAACAAAGAAGGAGCUGGAGGCGUUCUUCGCCGACGAGGCGUCGUUCAUGGACGUGGACCACGAAACGUUGCAGCACCGCUGUUACGCAGAGAUCUUUGCGCUUGGCGACGUGGCUGGUGUUCCGUCAUUGAAGAGUUACGGCGCCGUGUCUGCCCAAGUUCCUGUCGUCGCCCACAACGUUCAACAAGUGCUGGCCAGUCAGAGAGCGCAGGCUCAGCAGGACCGAUACUUGGCGGAGCUGCCACGCAGCGAUCCUUCUGCGGUGGCACCGGCGCCGGUGCUGCCAAAAGCGAAUGCCAAGUACACAGGCUACUCCUCGUUUCACGUGGUGAUGACCACCUGGCGGGCGAUGUGGCCGGAGAUGUGCUAUGAUAAGCCACAGACGGAGCUGCGGGGCUGCUCGCAAUCGUCGUCGCCGGCCGACAUGGCGGAGGCCGCUACCAAGCGGGGGCUGGAUGUGGUCGCCCCUCUCACGCACUGCGAUCAUCACCUGUGGAACAACCUUGCCUGGCGGGACCUGCGGGGCUUCCUGAAUGGCCUCUUCCACGAGCUCGCCCUCUACGAGGUGAUGUACUUCUUCAUCUUUAGCCGUGGGCUGUGGCACUCGCCGUCGUGGUUUUACGUGCCGACGUACUCCCCGGUCGACGGCACACCGCGCGUGCCCACGUGGAAGGACCUCCUUUGA
Messenger RNA from Leishmania major strain Friedlin, 2379 nucleotides. RefSeq lists its product as hypothetical. Gene Ontology annotation, molecular function: FAD binding; sulfide:quinone oxidoreductase activity. The record is from RefSeq and is a predicted model, not a curated record. Gene Ontology annotation, cellular component: mitochondrion. Lineage: Eukaryota; Euglenozoa; Kinetoplastea; Trypanosomatida; Trypanosomatidae. Bases 1 to 2379 code for a protein of 792 amino acids. The transcript has a single exon.